This is a messenger RNA of Branchiostoma floridae (Florida lancelet), 1419 nucleotides long. Its product is annotated as hornerin-like. Bases 1 to 1419 code for a protein of 472 amino acids. The transcript is spliced from 3 exons. The record is from RefSeq and is a predicted model, not a curated record. NCBI's taxonomy places the organism in Eukaryota, Metazoa, Chordata, Leptocardii, Amphioxiformes, Branchiostomatidae.
AUGGCACUCUUCAACAGUCAGUCGGACGGAUCCGGACACUCCAACAGUCAGUCAGACGUUUCCCGAUACUCCAACAGUCAGUCGGACCGAUCCAGACUCUUCAACAGUCAGUCGGACGGAUCCGGACACUCCAACAGUCAGUCAGACGUAUCCCGAUACUCCAACAGUCAGUCGGACGGAUCCGGACACUCCAACAGUCAGUCGGACGGAUCCGGACACUCCAACAGUCAGUCGGACGGAUCCGGAUACUCCAACCGUCAGUCGGACGGAUCCGGACACUCCAACAGUCAGUCAGACGUAUCCCGAUACUCCAACAGUCAGUCGGACGGAUCCGGACACUCCAACAGUCAGUCGGACGGAUCCGGACACUCCAACAGUCAGUCGGACGGAUCCGGACACUCCAACAGUCAGUCAGACGUAUCCCGAUACUCCAACAGUCAGUCAGACGGAUCCGGACACUCCAACAGUCAGUCGGACGGAUCCGGACACUCCAACAGUCAGUCGGACGGAUCCGGAUACUCCAACAGUCAGUCGGACGGAUCCGGACACUCCAACAGUCAGUCGGACGUAUCCCGAUACUCCAACAGUCAGUCGGACGGAUCCGGACACUCCAACAGUCAGUCAGACGUAUCCCGAUACUCCAACUGUCAGUCGGACGGAUCCGGACACUCCAACAGUCAGUCGGACGGAUCCGGAUACUCCAACAGUCAGUCGGACGGAUCCGGACACUCCAACAGUCAGUCAGACGUAUCCCGAUACUCCAACAGUCAGUCGGACGGAUCCGGACACUCCAACAGUCAGUCAGAGGUAUCCCGAUACUCCAACUGUCAUUCCGACGGAUCUGGACGCACCAACAGUCAGUCCGACGGAUCCGGACACUCCAACAGUCUAUCGGACGGAUUCGGACACUCCAACAGUCAGUCAGACGUAUCCCGAUACUCCAACAGUCAGUCGGACGGAUCCGGACACUCCAACAGUCAGUCAGACGUAUCCCGAUACUCCAACUGUCAUUCUGACGGAUCUGGACGCACCAACAGUCAGUCAGACGUAUCCCGAUACUCCAACAGUCAGUUUGACGGAUCCGGACACUCCAACAGUCAGUCAGACGUAUCCCGAUACUCCAACAGUCAGUCGGACGGAUCCGGACACUCCAACAGUCAACACUCCAACGUAUCCCGAUACUCCAACAGUCAGUCCGACGGAUCCGGACACUCCAACAGUGAGUUUGACGGAUCCGGACACUCCAACAGUCAGUCAGACGUAUCCCGAUACUCCAACAGUCAGUCGGACGGAUCCGGACACUCCAACAGUCAGUCGGACGGAUCCGGACACUCCAACAGUCAGUCCAACGGAUCCGAAUGCUCCAACAGUCAGUCGGAGGGAUCCGGAUACUCCUACAGUACUGGAACUGGUCUGUGA